AUGGUUCCUAAUCCCUCCGGGAUGAUAUCGUUCGGGCUCCUCCUAUUAUUGAUUACUUGUUGGGACAAGAAUCAAUUGUCAGCACAAGCAUUUGACUAUCAGGCUGGAGUUCCCUGUUCUACGGAUCUAGAGUGCAAUAAUUCAUAUGGCAAGGGAUCUUUCUGCCUUUCAUCAGGAGUCUGCAGCAAUCCUUAUCAUUCAGGUUGUCUCAACAAUCUCUUUCCGGAAGAUGAUCAAUACAUAAUACGGCACUGCAAUUCUCAUGACGAGGAGAUCGACGAUCCAAUGUGCCGAAUAUCAAAUCAUCUGUAUCCAGAAAUCAACAUAUACAAUCAAGAUUGGGAGGUGGCCUUAUUCUUUAGUUGGAUUUAUCAGAUUUUCCUAUCAGAAGUUUUGAGUGUUCCUGUACGGGUGGGCUUGGGCCGGACCAGCGCAAAUCUGACGACCAAGGAGAGUUUGCAGACAUCUAACUUUUACAGUCUAGAAACCACUUUACCUGCCAUGGAUGGACCGAGUUAUCCAUGGCAUGGCAUUCGAAAGGCGAAUGAAAUGGGAGGAGAUUGUUCUCUGACACAGGAUGAUUGUUUUCAUAUCAUUCCCGACGUUUGGUCGGGGCAGCGGGACAAUUAUGAACAAGAAUAUGCGGAAGGUCAAAUUGAUUAUCUGGAUGGUAAUGGUCAAGUGGGCAAGGUGUCAUGGUAUUUGCCCAAACGCACAGCCCAAAGGUAUCCCUUCGCGGUAACCUAUUUGGGCCUGAAGGAAAAUCGGGAACAGCUGGCGGAAAUAUUUCAUCGUCCCGUGACAUGGAGAGACUAUUGUCAUGAGGUUUCUGACACAAACUGUUCGCAACCAGAUGAGGUGGCACUCCGGUAUCCAGAGACAGAGGAAUUCGGAAGCAAGUAUUUUUUGAGCGAAGGUUACAUUGGCCACUUUCGACGGACCAACAAGAAUAAUUGCACAAUAGUUGAUGAAAACGCCUCCAGUAUGACGGCGGUCGAAAGCAAUCUGACCUGUACAGGACACAUUGUAAAUGCCAAAUCCAGUUGGAGUACCUUUCUGGAAGCUCAAGCCUACUGGAAUAAUAUUGCCUUGGAGUCCAAUGGACCCGACUUGAUCAAUGGUGGUUAUGAUUAUGAUGACAUGGUUGAUAUUUGGAGAGCUGCGAACGCUACAGACUCCGACGUGAUUUCCUAUUUCUUUGAACCUGAUUUUGCAUCGGAAGAAUUCCGCAACACAGAAUACGAGUAUACGAAAGUCAUAUUGCCGGCAGCCACGAUUCAAUGUCGGGAUUCUCGGGUACCCCCCAGUGAUCGAAAUAGUUUGGAUCCGAAGAUUCGACGAGGAGUAAAGGAGGGUUCUUGUGAUGAUAAUGCCCAUGGAACCAAACAGGUCGUUGCCAUGUCCUUACGAGACAACACAAUUUCUACAUCUGAUGCCUAUCGGAGCCCUGCAUACGCAUUCGUUCGCAACUUCAACAUGGACGAGCUCGAAUUGAGUCAAUUGCUUCGUGUAUUUUCCGCAAGGGGGCAGAAUGGUCAUGCUGCACGUGGGGCAGUAUGCGAAUGGGUCGGCAACAACAUGGACUACAUUUCUAGUUUUAUCCCGCCAAGUCAUCCCCGAAACGUCAUAGCCCGUACGAGCAAAGGAGAAGUUUUUAGUAUUUUGGCAAUUGCGGUUGGGGUUUUUGCGGUAGUCUAUGUCCUUCUGGCGGCCAUUCAAAUGUACAAGCUUCGAAAAAAGAAAGUAUUUAUGUACGCUCAAGUGACCUUCAUCUUCGUGGUUCUCUUUGGGCUGUUUCUGGUUGCCAUCAGUUCUAUCUUGUACGUCAUUGAACCAAACGAUACCGUGUGUACGACGCAGUCCUGGCUAAUGGCCUUGGGAUUUACUUGCAUGCUGGUCCCUUUGAUAAUUAAAGUGUCAGCCAUGAACAAAUUGAUGAGGGCCUCGGCAAGAAUGCGCCGCAUACGCAUCAAACCUGCAGCACUUUAUGCAAAAGUGCUGGGUUGGUUGGUCUUUGUUGCCAUCUAUUUGAUAGUUUGGACCGUAGUCGAUCCCCCUCUAUCGAUUGAAGUGCGAAUGCUCAAUGACGAUCGAACUACAAUUUAUACCGAGACUGGUUGCAUGUCGAGUUCUAAAUAUUGGUUGUCAAUCUAUCUUGGUUGGGAAAUGAUAUUGGCCCUUGCUGCCUUCGUUCUUGCUUUUCAGUCUCGCAAAGCCAAGGCGGAAUUCAACGAAUCCAAGAGUUUGGGCUUCAUGAUCUACUCGCACUUGGGCUUUGCCGCUCUGCGGAUUCUUGUGUUCAAUAUUUUUGAAGAAGAAGAUGCUCAUCUCGAGGCCCUUGGGACCAGUUUCUUUCUGAGUUUGGACGUAAUUUUGGCUGUCACCAUCUACCUGAUACCAAAAUUCUACCAAUGCAACGAGUUCGAAAAGGCUCGGCCGUCUAAUGAAUUGCAAGGGUCAGCGACCGUACAAGAGAUCCAAUUACAAGCGGCAAGCACCACCAAUUUUCAAAGAUUCCGACGGAGCAGUAUCAGUAUGUUAUUUGGUGCUUCUAAACCCUACACGGGAGAUGCUUUUGAAGCUUUUGACAUGUCAGAGAGUCAUAAUACUGACGCCGAGACUAGCAAUAUUUUGACCGAACUGGGCGGCCCAAAAAAGCCAGAGAAGGAAACUGACGUCAAAAAAGAAAAAGCGAAAGAACCAAUAAUACUGGAAGACGAAAGCAACGAUCAUUUGUCGUCUACCAGCCUUCGCCAGCGAGGUGGGGGGAUAGGUGGCAGUCAUCCAUUUCGCACGUCCCCAAACAGUAAUAAAGAAUUCGAGUCUCGGAGUGGGGAAUUGAGACCUCGGUCCGCAUCCAGUCGGAGUCUUGGUUCAGCGGGCGGUACUCGAACCUCCAUUCGCAACCUUGACCGCCCAACUUUUGCUAAGAGUUUGUCCAAGUAUGGACAGACAAGUGUUCGACUUCUCUUUGGCCCAACAACGGAGCUGGAGGUUAUUCCAAGUGGACGAGAUUUAUUCGGUAGCCUCGAUUCAGAUGACUCUGAGGAAGAAGAUCUGGGAGCUGGAGGAGACAUAAGAUCAGAAGAUGAAGAUAUUAACGAAGUUGAAGAGGGAGUUAUUGAAUCACCUACAAGUGAUUCGCAGGAUAGCAAAGGGGUCGGUUCUCCUGCGAGCCAGAAUCAUCUCGGAACUGCUCGUGCAAGAAGAGAACGUGGUGACUCUUCCAACACGGGGCAAAAAAGAAACGAAAAUGUCAUGGCUGCCUAG
Molecule: messenger RNA, 3270 nt
Organism: Cylindrotheca closterium
Lineage: Eukaryota; Bacillariophyta; Bacillariophyceae; Bacillariales; Bacillariaceae
Source: the annotation of a GenBank genome assembly